GCCGCCGCCGCCGCACCACCCCUCCCGCUGGCGUAUGGGUGUGUGUGAUUCAUACUAAAUAUAAAGUCAACGCUUUUCUUUUAGUUCGGAAGAAGUUUUAAUUUUGGAUGCAUAGUUAUGCCCCGAAUUUGUUUCAAAUUUAAUGUGCCCCAUAAAAAUAGAUCCAAGUGAUAAUCCGAAUGGCUGUAAAAAGCGGGCAGAUACGACCAAAUGUUUCCGGAUCUCAGUGCAACGGAACCACAACAUUUAUUACGGGGCUGCUUCUGGCGCCUAUCUAACCGGCGGGCGGGUAAUUUCCGUAAUCGAACACUGCCAAUCCUCCCUGCCACUCAAUACAUAUGUCUCCGUCUGCUUUUCAAUAACCCGGGCGCCACCUUCUGAUUUAUUAUUCACAGAGAGAUCGGCAUGACUAACAAUGAGAUUGCGGCGCUGAUUUAAAUGGAAAACUUUGAAAACAACAACGCGCCGAGCCUGGUGAUAACGACAAGAACGAAAAACAAAUACUAACAAUUGCAUGCAACAACGAAAUAGACAACAAGCCCCAAAGGGACGCAGAGACGACAAGUAAACCAGUAAGACCAGUGGUAUGCACCUGGUUGAGAUCGGAGCAACGAUGAACCGCACCGCCUCCGUUUCCCACAAUUAUGCUGCCUGUUUGCUGGACAACCGGCAAGCGUCCUAUGCAGACCUCACGUACCCAGGCUGCGACAUGCCCCCGACCGAGUACGCCCCAUCCGACAUGAGAUUCUCUAUCAAUCUGUGGAAGAACGAUCCGCCCGACUAUGUCGAUCUCAUAUGCAUGAUCCCGAAUGGCACCCUGCUGAUGAUGAAGGCCCCCUCGUCGACCACGAUACGGGAAAUCAAGGUGGAGGUCGUCAAGAUGGCGAAACAGAACUGCCUGGGCUAUAUGAUCAAGGAUGCGUGCGACUAUCAGUUCUACGGAAUCUCUGUGUUCAACAUCGAACCCUACACGGACGAGACGAAGCGCCUGUGCGAGGUGCAGCCCCACUUUGGUCUACUCAGCCUGGGCGACCGCACCGAUGCCACCAGCUUCUCCAGCGACUACGAACUAACGAAGAUGGUCAGCGGCAUGAUUGGCAACUCAUUCGACCAUCACCGAACCCAAGGCACGCCCGAGAUCGACGACUUUCGACGCAGCAUGACAGAUCUCUGCGAGAGCAUCGAGGUGGAGCGUUCCCAGUUCACGUGGCAGCAGCGUCUCCUCUAUGAGCAUCCCCUGAGGCUGGCCGGCUCGGUGGAUAUGCCCGAGCUAAUACGUCAGCGUCAUCCAACAUCCGCUUUUCUGAUAGUCGUAAAGAACGAGAACGAUCAGAGCACGUUCACGCUGUCUGUCAUGGAGAAGGACACCCCGUUCUCGCUGAUCGAGAGCACGUUGCAGAAGAUGAACCGAUCGCAGAUGAAGAUGAACGAUCGCGCCGGCGACUAUAUACUGAAAGUGAGCGGCCGCGAUGAGUAUCUGUUCGGCGAUCAUCCGCUGAUACAGUUCCUGUACAUCCAAGAAGCACUCUCGGACUCGGCCGUGCCCAAUGUGGUGCUGCAGUCGGUGAUCCGCAUGGAGUCGUACAUCAAUCACCACAACGAGCAGAGCAUGGGCCUGAAGCGAGCCCCCAAGAAGGACCGGUCCGUGGUGCUCCAUAAGGCACCCACAUCGCUGUGGGAUUUGGGCAACUACUUUCAGCUGACGCUGCACAGCAUCAGCAACGUCAACUACGACAAGACACGGGCGUUCCGGGUGGGCGUUGAUGUGGGGCUGUAUCAUGGCGAGCACAAGCUGUGCUCGCAGCGAUCGAUAGAUGCGCCCAAUGGCAGCUCGGACACGUUCCUCUUCAACGAUCAGAUCAUGGACUUUGACAUACAGAUGCGCAAUCUCCCGCGGAUGACGCGAUUGUGCAUCGUCAUCUUUGAGGUGACCAAAUUGUCGCGCUCCAAGAAGUCAUCCAACAACAAGGACAACGCCCAGAAGGACGUGUCGUACAACAAGAAUCCCCUGGCCUGGGUCAAUACAACGCUUCUGGACUACAAGGCUCAUUUGCGAACUGGCCGACAGGUGCUGUACACGUGGACAUAUGCGGACGAUAUACAGUCGGACGAGGUGUUCCACCCGCUGGGCACCAUCGAACCGAAUCCGCGCAAGGAGGAGUGCGCCCUGGUGCACGUAACAUUCCACAGCAGUGGCGCCGAAUCCGUGCGCUAUCCCUGCGAGAAUACUGUCUUGCAAUAUGCAGCGGAUCGAGCGCUGGCCAGCCUCCGCGAGAAGCAACAGCAGCCGGCAGAGCCCGAGAAACCACUGAAAGACCUCAAGGAGUUGGUGGCCAACUACACCGGCCUGGACAAGAUCUAUGAGAUGGUGGACCAGGAUCGCAAUGCCAUUUGGGAGCGCAGGAAUGAUGUCCUCCGCGAAUUGCCAGAACAGCUGCCGAUCCUCUUGCACUGUGUGUACUGGAAGGAGCGCGACGAUGUGGCCGACAUCUGGUACCUCCUCAAGCGGUGGCCGCUCAUCUCGGUUGAACGAUCACUGGAACUGCUGGACUAUGCAUAUCCAGAUCCAGCCGUUCGUCGAUUUGCCAUCAAGUGUCUACAAAUUCUCAAGGAUGAUGAUCUGCUAUUGUACCUGCUCCAACUGGUGCAGGCCAUCAAGCACGAAUCGUAUCUGGAGAGUGAUCUGGUUGUGUUACUGCUGGAGCGAGCGCUGCGCAAUCAACGCAUCGGCCACUACUUCUUCUGGCAUCUGCGAUCCGAGAUGCAAACGCCUUCGAUGCAGACACGGUUCGGCCUCCUGCUGGAGGUCUAUCUCAAGGGCUGUAAGCAUCAUGUGGCGCCGCUGCGGAAACAGCUGCAGGUGCUCGACAAACUGAAGCAGGUCUCUGUUUUAGCCAAGAAGGGCAGCAAGGAAAAGGUGAAAACCAUGCUGCAGGACUUUCUGAGGGAUCAGCGGAACACGGGCGUCUUCCAGAACAUACAGAACCCACUGAAUCCCAGCUUUCGGUGUAGCGGCGUCUCGCCUGACCAGUGCAAGGUGAUGGACAGUAAGAUGCGUCCGCUGUGGGUGGUGUUCGAGAAUGCCGAUCUGAACUCGAACGAUGUGUACAUUAUAUUCAAAAAUGGCGAUGAUCUGCGCCAGGACAUGCUCACACUGCAGAUGCUGCGGGUGAUGGACAAGUUGUGGAAACGAGACGGCAUGGACUUUCGCAUGAACAUCUACAACUGCAUCAGCAUGGAGCAGCGCCUGGGCAUGAUUGAGGUGGUGCGGCAUGCGGAGACGAUUGCCAACAUACAGAAGGAGAAGGGAAUGUUCUCGGCCACGUCGCCGUUCAAGAAGGGCUCGCUGUACAGUUGGCUCAAGGAGCACAACAAGCCCGCUGAUAAGCUGAACAAGGCCAUCAACGAGUUCACGCUUAGCUGUGCCGGCUACUGUGUGGCCACCUAUGUACUGGGCGUGGCCGAUCGUCAUUCCGACAACAUAAUGGUCAAGAGGAACGGACAGCUCUUUCACAUCGACUUUGGACACAUCUUGGGACACUUCAAGGAGAAGUUUGGUGUGCGUCGUGAGCGUGUACCGUUUGUGCUAACCCACGAUUUUGUGUACGUCAUCAACAAGGGCUGUAAUGAUCGCGAGGCGAAAGAGUUUUGUCACUUUCAGGAAUUGUGCGAGCACGCAUUUUUAACAUUACGCAAACACGGCUGCCUUAUCUUAUCGCUGUUCUCGAUGAUGAUUUCAACAGGACUGCCGGAACUGUCCUCCGAGAAGGACUUGAACUAUCUACGCGACACUUUGGUGCUGGACUAUACGGAGGAAAAAGCACGCGAACAUUUCCGGGCGAAAUUCAGCGAAGCUUUGGCCAACUCCUGGAAAACUUCUCUAAAUUGGGCCUCGCACAAUUUCUCCAAGAACAACAAACAGUAAACGGACAUCAACAAAAUGCAGCACACGAUCGUUGUGUGUUCCAAAACACUAUCUCACCCCCACAGAAGCCCCAGAGGGAUCAUUCCCAAUCCUCUCUGCUUAUAUUUACAUUGGUAACACGCUCCGCAACAGACGGGCGUGGGUAUCCGUAAAAUGCAUAAAACCAAGUUCAAAACUACAUAUGUAUGUGUUCACUAUGUUAGGCCGACCCACAAGCCCCCACAAAACCCACAGCCCCCCAUAUAUGUCACACUAUUGAUGUAAUCACUGCCACAAGUGCUCCAAUAUAAUUUAAUGUCCUGCCUCUUGGAUUACCUAAAUAUAUAUAUUUGAUAUUUGAACAAUGA
Messenger RNA from Drosophila persimilis, 4272 nucleotides. RefSeq names its product phosphatidylinositol 4,5-bisphosphate 3-kinase catalytic subunit delta isoform (gene Pi3K92E). Gene Ontology annotation, biological process: phosphatidylinositol-mediated signaling; phosphatidylinositol 3-kinase/protein kinase B signal transduction; cell migration. The coding region runs from base 587 to 3925 and encodes 1112 amino acids. The record is from RefSeq and is a predicted model, not a curated record. Lineage: Eukaryota; Metazoa; Arthropoda; Insecta; Diptera; Drosophilidae. Gene Ontology annotation, molecular function: 1-phosphatidylinositol-3-kinase activity; 1-phosphatidylinositol-4-phosphate 3-kinase activity. Gene Ontology annotation, cellular component: phosphatidylinositol 3-kinase complex; cytoplasm; plasma membrane. The transcript has 7 exons.